AUGGCCAUUACUCUUCGUAGUGAUAAACAAUUAGAGGAUCGUCCGAUGGUAGAAAAUGGGGAGAACAAUGAGAAUAAGAGACAAGGAGAUGAGCUAAUGGAUCAAGAGGUAAACAUGGGGAAAGGUAGUAAAGGAAAAUCAAAGGAAGAACAACCUACAUCUUCCACCACUAUUCCGAUACCUCCGGCGGUUCCAUUUUCUCAACAACUCAAACCAAAUAAACUUGAUAAAGAAUUUGAGAAAUUUAUUCCUUCAUAUGCCAAGUUUCUGAAGGAGAUUAUGACACGAAAGAGGAGAUUGGAUGAUCGGGAAACAAUAACAUUAACGGAGGAGUGCAGUGCCAUUAUACAAAACAAGUUGCCACCAAAAUUGAAGGAACUGGGGAGUUUUUCUAUACCUUGCACUAUUGGUAACAUUGAAUUUUUAAAAGUAUUAUGUGACCUUGGUGCAAGUGUUUCCUUAAUUCCUCUAAUGGUAGCUAGACAAUUAAGGCUGCAUGAGUUAAAACGCACUAAUAUUGCCUUGCAAUUAGCUGAUAGAUCUGUUAGAUAUCCAGUGAGAGUUUUGGAAAAUGUGUUGAUCAAAGUGCAAAAAUUUAUCGUUCCCGUGGAUUUUGUGGUAUUAGAUAUGGAGGAAAACAUGUCUAUGCCGAUCAUAUCUAGUAGACCAUUUUUAGCAAUUGUGGGCACUAUUAUUGACGUAAAAAAUAGCAAGCUUAAAUUUCAAGUAGGUGAAAAAGAUGUAGCAUUUAAUUUGAAUGAAAUGGAAAAGUACCCUUUUCUUACUGAUCAUGCUUGUUCAAUUGACACAAUUGAUGUGUUAACCCAAGGAUUGGAUCGAAUCAAUUUUGAUGUCAAUUCUCUUGAGAUUUGUUUAUCAAGUGCAAGGAUGUUGGGGGAAAUUGAGGAAGAAAUUAAUGCAUUGGCCCAAUGUUUAAAUGCACAACCUCCUUAUAGGAAGAGGUGUGUGUAUGAAAAUCUUGGACAAGGAAAGGGACUUCCACCAUUUUCAGAGAUAGAAGCUCCAAAACUUGAACUCAAGCCACUUCCCAGCCACUUGAAGUAUGAGUUUCUUGGUGAAAAUGUGUGA
Molecule: messenger RNA, 1089 nt
Organism: Coffea eugenioides
Lineage: Eukaryota; Viridiplantae; Streptophyta; Magnoliopsida; Gentianales; Rubiaceae
Exons: 2
Coding region: 1-1089 (362 amino acids)
Source: RefSeq, a predicted model, not a curated record